This is a messenger RNA of Rosa rugosa (rugosa rose), 1726 nucleotides long. Its product is annotated as (R)-mandelonitrile lyase-like. The transcript has 2 exons. NCBI's taxonomy places the organism in Eukaryota, Viridiplantae, Streptophyta, Magnoliopsida, Rosales, Rosaceae. The record is from RefSeq and is a predicted model, not a curated record. The coding region runs from base 164 to 1726 and encodes 520 amino acids. Gene Ontology annotation, molecular function: oxidoreductase activity, acting on CH-OH group of donors; flavin adenine dinucleotide binding.
UAUGCUACCAGCACUUGAAACUAUGCUUAUUCAACAAUUAUAUGCUACCAGCACCGAAGAACAGUCAAGAACCUGAAACUAUAUAUACAUCUCCCCAUAUGUUAACUCACUUUCAUUUACCAGCCUUGAAGCUUCUACAAUUCUACUGUUGCUCAUCACAUUCAUGGCGAUGGGGUUUUCAUUGCAUCUGUUGCUUCUAUUUGUUCACUUGGCUAUAUGUUCUUCGGAGCAAACAUUCCCCUAUAUGACUUCAAAUGUCGAAGAAGUAGCCGGUAGGUCCUUCGACUACAUUGUUGUUGGCGGAGGCACUGCAGGCUGCCCCCUAGCUGCAACCUUGUCUGAGAAAUUCUCAGUGCUGUUGGUGGAACGAGGUGGCUCGCCUUAUGGAGACCCCUUCAUCUUAGAGUCAAAGUACUAUGGAUUCUCAUUGCUCCAAACUGAUGAAUAUACAUCACCUGCACAAAGCUUUGUCUCGAAAGAUGGUGUCAGCAAUCUCAGAGGACGGGUGCUAGGAGGAUCAUCUGCUAUUAAUGGUGGGUUUUACAGCAGAGCAAGUAAGGAUUUUGUCAAAAAGGUCGGGUGGGAUAAUAAGGGAGUUAGGGAUGCUUAUGAAUGGGUGGAAUCUAGAUUAAGCAUCUCUAAACCUGAUUUGACUCCAUGGUCGCAUGUUGUUGCGACUAGCUUUCUUGAAGCUGGAAUUUGCCCCUAUAAUGGUUUUAGUUUGGAGCAUAUUCAGGGAACAAAGAUUGGUGCUAGUUCGUACGAUAAUCAGGGAAGAAGACACUUAUCAGCUGAUCUUCUACCGGCGGGAAAUCCAAGCAAGAUCACAGUUCUCUUGAAUGCAACUGUAAACAAAGUCAUCUUUUACAGAACUCGUACCACAGAUGAGAAGAUAGCUCGAGGUAUAAGAUUCAUCAAGAGCGAUGGCAGCUCGAAACAGAAUUAUGAAGCUUACGUGAACCAGCUGCAGCCAGAUAACUCGGGUUCAUGGGGUGAUGUGAUACUAACAGCAGGAGCUUUAGGCAGCCCUCAGAUUUUGUUGUUAAGUGGCAUUGGUCCUCAAGAACAGCUAAACAACUUUGAAAUCCCGCUCGUACUCGACUUAAAGGGAGUUGGAGAAGGAAUGCAAGACAAUGCUGCUAUUGGAAUCUUAGCCAACUCCAAGCAGGAAUUUCGAACACCACAACCUCCAAAAGUUGUUGGUAUAGCAGAUGACUUCAAAUUCAUAAUCAAUGUACUAAUUUUACCUAUUAGCUUCAAUUCAACAAUAAUUCCCGUUACUGGCAAAAUUGCCUUCCCGGAUUCCGUAGGAAAGCUUGAACUCAACAGCACCGACCCCAGAGCAAACCCAUCAGUGACAUUCAACUACCUAUCAAGCGAGAAAGACUUGGCACAAUGUGUGAAGUUGACCCAGCUGCUUGAGCUAACCUUAAGGUCCAAAUCAAUUGCUUCCUUCCUGGGUUCGACUGAACACCGAAACAAGCCGAUGCCUACUGUAAACGAGCUCCGGAAACUCUGCAAGACGACUGUCAGAACCUUCUACCACUUCCAUGGUGGUUGCACUAUGGGGUCAGUGGUCGACAAGAAUUAUAGGGUUUAUGGUGUUAAAGGCUUGAGAGUGAUUGAUGGAUCAACCUUCCUGGAAUCACCAGGCACAAACCCAAUGGCCACUCUGCUAAUGCUUGGAAGAUACCAAGGGCUCAAAAUUCUUAAAGAUAGAAAAUAA